AUGAAGUCGCUUCGGUCGCCCGUCGCGAACUUCAACCUCAGGUCCCCGACGGCGAAGAGCGCACCCGCAGCGCCGCUACCACCUGGUGCGUACAAGCAACGCUUCCGCGCGACGGUCCACCGCGUUAUGGCGAUGCGCCGUGCGUCGACGAUGAUGAUGUCCUCGGGACGUAUCGGCGCGGAGCCGGGCAUCGACCCCCGCCGCGCGAGCGCGAACGCGCACUAUGGCCAUAUCCGUCAACAAUGCGUGAUCGAGAUUGUGGACUACUCUGUCACGAAGUGCAGCGUCGGUCGGAUGGGGAACCGCGAGCUGGUGGAGAUGCUGGGUUCGCAGGAGGCGAGCAAGCGGGAGCCGUGGGCGAGGGUGCGGUGGAUCAAUGUUGGCGGGAUCAGUUGGGAUGUGUUGAGUACGUUGGCGCUGCGAUACGACAUGCAUCCCCUCGCGAUUGAGGAUGUCAUCCACCAACACGGCAGCAAUGCCCGCUCCAAGGCGGACUACUACCCACAACAUCUCUUCCUCCGCAUCCUCUGUCACCGUCUCGCGUCUGAAGAUGACGGCGAUGAUUCUGACGACCCGGGAAGCAUAGACCCGGGCAAGAUACCCCGCUCGGAUUCGCCUGAACCCAUGGAAGAGUCCGAUUACGAGCCAAAUGGAUGGGGGAGCAAGCGGCCGGUAUCAAUCAAGUUUCCAACGAAGCGAUUCGGGUCUGCGAACGGAGCUGCAGCAGAGGACGUGGAGAUGGUCCGCGGGAGACACACAAAGGCCGCCUCAGUCGCACCCCAGCCGCUGAAGCUGCAGAAGACCUACACGCGGGAACAGAAGGCAUUGCAAAAACUCAAACUUGAGAACGAGGAUCGGGUGAAUGUCAAGAUCAGCCCGGUCUGCAUUUUCCUCUUCCGUAAUGGUAUGCAUUGGCCCCUCCAUGUACCCGAGUCGAACCUUGACUUCAUGGCGCCCAUUCGGGAGCGCCUCCGCCAGGCUGACACAGGACUACGGAAAACCGCGGACCCUUCAUUACUCGUUCAGAGCCUCAUUGACCUCAUCGUAGACCAGGCUCUCGAGGUGGUCGAGGAGUAUCAGGGCAAGAUUCUCAAGAUCGAGCGGGACGUGCUCAUCCGUCCGAAGAUGAAAACUGUGACAGCACUGCACAUGAUGCAAGGAGACCUGAACAUGCACAAACGUACGCUGGAGCCGAUCAAGACACUCGUGUACGGCCUGCGCCGAUACGACGCCGACCGCGCCGCGGCGAUAAUGGCGAGUGAGGGGAAGGUAUGGGAGGCAGUGACUAGGCCGGCGGGGUUCAUGAGCGAGAAGUCGAAGAUAUAUCUGGCGGACGUGCACGACCAUAUGGAAUACAUAUUGAUGAGCCUGGACAUGUUCGCGGGAGUCAGCGACAACCUCGUCAACUACACUUGCAAUAUGGUGUCGUACCAAAUGAACGAGGGCAUGCGGCAACUGACACUCAUAACGAUCAUUUUCCUUCCUCUUACGUUCCUUUCCGGAUACUUUGGGAUGAACUUCACGCCGUUCCCGGCGGUGAACAACAACACCGAUUUCUUGUUCUGGAAGAUUGCGAUACCAAUCAUGGCCGUCGUGAUGCCGUUGUUCUUGUGGUCCGACCUCAUGCGCGCCGUGCGGAACAUCGGCAAGCACUUGAUUCGGCGGGUGAGCAGUACAAUACUGUUGCGAGGUACCCUGGCAUGCGCUGACAGUCUGGUAGGAUCCAGUGCGAUAGUGUUCGUGUCUGUCUGA
This is a messenger RNA of Fomitopsis serialis, 1752 nucleotides long. RefSeq lists its product as uncharacterized. The coding region runs from base 1 to 1752 and encodes 583 amino acids. Lineage: Eukaryota; Fungi; Basidiomycota; Agaricomycetes; Polyporales; Fomitopsidaceae. Gene Ontology annotation, biological process: metal ion transport; transmembrane transport. Gene Ontology annotation, molecular function: magnesium ion transmembrane transporter activity; cobalt ion binding; magnesium ion binding. The record is from RefSeq and is a predicted model, not a curated record. The transcript is spliced from 11 exons. Gene Ontology annotation, cellular component: membrane.